This is a messenger RNA of Diachasmimorpha longicaudata, 6168 nucleotides long. RefSeq lists its product as uncharacterized. The transcript is spliced from 12 exons. NCBI's taxonomy places the organism in Eukaryota, Metazoa, Arthropoda, Insecta, Hymenoptera, Braconidae. Gene Ontology annotation, biological process: DNA integration. Gene Ontology annotation, molecular function: nucleic acid binding. The record is from RefSeq and is a predicted model, not a curated record. Bases 1 to 6168 code for a protein of 2055 amino acids.
AUGUUACCAAAUCUGAUUCUCUCUAAUCUAGAAUUAAACAGUUGUCUCAACUGGUCGCGUUUCAGGAUUCAUCCAUUGUCUCAACUGGUUGCGUUUCAGGAUUCAGCCAGUGUGAUAGCUUCUGCUGAUCACUGGAUGAAUUUAGUCUUAUUUAAUCCUAAUAACUGUUAUCGUACAAAAAUAAACCUGGACAGAAUUCGAUUGGUCGCAUCUCUCACUCUCUCUUCUUUUCGUUCUUGUUUUCAUGCUCACGUUAUAUGGAAACUAAAAUCGUUACUUCUUGUACUGAAUUACCAGAAGAAAAAAAUACAAGUUAUUGAUAAUUUGCAUAAUUUGAGGGUCCACGACACUUUUGCCAACCUCUCAUUUCUCGCGCGCGUCGCUGAUUGCGAACCGACCACACAGCGCCCGACAAGACCUAGCUCUGUCUUCAAAUUUUCUGCCACUAACAAGACCCGUCGCUCUGCUAUGAAAAGUGCGUCACUUCAGUUAAUUUAUCCCGCCCAAAACUGUGAUGGUUCACGUCCCGUCGCAGUCAUCCAAUUAACCGCCGUUCCAGCCAACAGGAAUAAUUCGGGACUUACUACCCCGAAAAGAAUCGAGUCGUCGAACAGAUCGCGGAGGGAAAUUGUAAGAACAUUUUUGGUCCUUCGAGCCGGAUACAUCCGAACAAUCUACGCAGCAACUACACCGCAACAAGAACAACGAAAAGAGCAAAUAGCCAGACGUGCCGAAUUGGUUUCUCUACGUGGCUCUAUCAAGAGGAGAAUAACCAAAUUUAAAAACUAUUUGGAAAAAUCUGGACCACAUGCUUCCAAGGAUUACAUCGAGAAACAACUGCAUCUCAUCAACAAUGAAUACGUCAAAUUGCCUGAGCUCACGGUAGAACUGGAGACACUCGAACCAGAAGGGAACCAUGCAGAAAAUGCAGAAACCGUCGAAGAUGAUUAUGAAGAAAUUCAAGUGCUGGUCCGUAAAUUCAACUCUCCACACCUGGGCCAAGGUCAGGCCAUCACGAGACAAACCAGUAGCACGUCCACAAUCCACUCACAGCCAGCGUAUCACGAUUACCUCAAAACAAUACCGCGAAUGGAAGCCAAGAAAUUCGAUGGGAAAAUCGAAAAUUGGCGAACAUAUCGAGAUUGGUUCGUCUCCACAAUCCACAAGCGAGAAUGUCUCACGGACAGUGAGCGACUAGAUAUUCUGAAGCGAACAUUGGAAGGAGAAGCGUUAGCCACCAUUGAAGGCUUUGCAGUCACCGAUGAGAACUUCGAUGUUGCUUGGGAACUCCUAAAGGACAUCUACGACGUCGAAUGGCUGCUCAUACUGAGACAUUUUGACUUGUUAAUGGAAACCCCGAGCAUGAAGAAGAAUUCAUCAGGAGAAUUGAGAAGAGUGCUCAAUCACGUUCAAACUCAUGCCCUGGCCAUGAAAGCCCUUGGUGAAAACAUCGAGGCAUGGAACACACCUCUUGUUCACAUCAUCCUCAAACGACUUCACCAUGACACCUACAGAGAGUGGAAUCGACAGAAAAAGGGAAAGAAGAUGCCCAAUUAUCAAGAGCUGCUGGAAUUCCUACGUGAAGAAUCCACAAAACUCACUGAUGUCUCCCCAAAGUCCCCUAUCAAUGGCUCCAAUACCUCAGCAACCAUCAUGAACAAAAGGAGCAAGAACAACAGGGACAAUAUGAGGACACAAGUAUUGCUCACUGAUACAGGGGAAACAAUGUGUCGUAUUUGUAAAGAAGAUCACGCAGUUGAUACCUGCGCUAAAUUAUUAGCCCUCUCCACAACGGACCGCAUUCAAGCAGCACGACAAGCACGGCUAUGUCUCAACUGCCUCACUCCAGGUCACAAGACCCGAACGUGCAAGGAGGAUAGGUGCGAUAACACUCAACGACAACCAUUAGUGACCCUGGUGGCCUCUCUACCAUCAAAAGAUCUCAUUGUGACAGCAAUUAUACUCGUAUUCGAUAAUCAAGGGACACCAAUCAAAUGUCGAGCUGUGUUAGAUACAGGCUCCACAACGAAUUUCAUGACAGGGGACUUGGCGAAAAGAUUGAGAAUUCCAAUGGAGCGAUGUUCGAUUCCAAUAUCGGCGAUCGGCAGCACUCGAUCCGCCACAAACUACCUAAUUAAAGCAAGGAUCCAGUCGAGAGUCAACGCAUACUCGAGAACACUAAAUUUCCUGACGGUAUCAGAACUUGGAGGAUUCCAUCCUAAUGAACCAAUUGAUAGAAGUGUUCUCCAGAUACCGAAAAAUAUUACAUUAGCAGACCCCCAUUUUGAUCGCCCCGCCCCAGCAGAUAUGCUAUUGAGUGCUGGAACUACACUCUCAUUGCUGUGCCAAGGACAAAUCAAAUUGGAUAAGUCUGGACAACCCGAUCUUAUCAUCCAGAGUACUCAACUCGGAUGGAUCAUCGGGGGGAGCGUUAUGGCAUGCAAACGCCCCCAACACAUUUCAUCAACGUCUAAUCUCCUCUCCGAUGCUGAACUCAACAUUGAGAAAUUUUGGGAACUGGAAGCUCUGCCAAAACGACGUUUUCUCUCCAAAGAAGAAGAAGCCUGUGAAAAAUACUUCAAACUUCACACCUAUCGAGACCAUGAGGGAAAAUACGUUGUAUCACUACCCUUUAAUGAGAAGAAACCCCUCAUUUCAGCCUCAAGGAUCAGAGCCGAAAGAAUGCUGAAACAACUGUUAAGGAAAUUCACGCAAAACGAAGCUCUAGAGAAACAGUAUCGGGAUGUAAUGCAGGAAUAUAUCGAUCUAGGCCACAUGUCUUUAGUAAACGAAGCAGAGGCACGAGACACGCAGUUCUACAUGCCUCACCACGCAGUGUUCAAAACGACUAGUCUCACAACCAAGGUGAGAGUCGUAUUCAACGCCUCCGCGAAGAGUGGAGAAUUUGAUACAUCGCUGAAUGACGCUCUUAUCACAGGACCAACCAUUCAGGAUGAUAUCUUCAGUUUGUUAAUCCGUUUCAGAACUCAUCAAUAUGUACUCACCGGAGAUGUGGAAAAAAUGUACAGACAGUUCUGGGUGAACAAGGACGACAGGAAGUAUCAGCGCAUUCUCUGGGUUGACGUGUCAAACAAUAUUCAGACGUACGAAUUAAACACCGUCACCUUUGGCGUUGCCUCUGCGCCCUUCUUAGCCAUCCGUUGCCUCCAGCAAUUAGCUAGCGAUGAAGGCCAUGAUUACCCAGAAGCUGCUCUACGAAUCCAGCGAGACAUGUACGUUGAUGACUUAUUGACCGGUGCAGACAAUAAGGAAGAUCUCAUUAAAAUUCGCGAAGAUAUUAAUUUCAUUCUCACGAAAGGACACCUGAACAUGAGACAGUGGGCCUCAAACGACCCAGGGGUUCUCAAGGGACUACCUGAAACGAACGUUAAUAUGCGACUUCAAGGCGGCGACGAUGCCACAAUAAAGGUAUUAGGGCUUUACUGGAACUCAAACAAUGACUCCAUGGUAUAUACCGUUGAACCAAUACCAUUCAUUAAAAACGUCACCAAGAGAAAAAUUUCCUCCGACCUCGCUAAAAUAUUCGAUCCCCUUGGACUCGUUGGACCUGUCAUCAUGAAAGGAAAAAUCAUCUUGCAGCAAUUGUGGAAGGAGAAACUCGGUUGGGAUGACCCAGUCCCUCUGUCCAUAUAUACAGAAUGGAAAACUUAUCUGCAACAACUCCCCUUACUCAACAAUACGCAAUUUCAAAGGAAGACAAUUCUCUCCGAAGCUAUAGAGGUACAACUACAUGGCUUUUGCGACGCUAGCGAUCAGGGCUAUGGUGCGUGUGUCUACCUGAGGACAACUGACCGCAGCAAUGAGACCCAAACGUACCUGCUCUGCGCAAAGUCUAGAGUUGCCCCUAUCAAUAAAAAGGCUACGAUCCCGAGACUCGAAUUGUGCUCCGCAUUAUUGCUAGCUGAACUCGUUGAGUCAGUUGAAAAUACAAUCACACAAAAAAUACCGCGUCGAGUGCUCUGGUCCGAUUCGAUGAUUGCCCUGCAUUGGAUAAAUACUCCUCCACACAAACUCACUGUCUUCGUGGCAAACAGAGUGUCGGGAAUCUUGGAGAAAUGCUCCAAUGCAGAAUGGAGACACGUAAGGACCAAUGACAAUCCAGCCGACCAUAUUUCCAGAGGAUGUUUGCCAGAAGAUUUCACCGAAGGUAUCAACUGGAAGACAGGACCUAAGUGGCUCAAUUCAACCGAAGAUCAAUGGCCAGAAUCAAAGCUCCUCAUCCCUCCAGAAGUACCCGAGAUGCGGAAGGUCUAUUGCCUCUUAAGUAUAACCCACAAUAGGCUCCUAAGUAAAUUUUCAUGUAUCGGAAAGCUGAGGAGAGUCAUGGCUCUCUUCCUACGCUUAGCGACCAAGAAGAAAGGUCCAAUAACCGUAGAUGAAAUUCAAGACGCAAAUGACCACAUCAUCAGAUUGGUACAAGCAGAAUGUUUCAACGACGAAUUGAGAAUGUUGAAGCAAGGAAAUGAACUCCCACCCAAGCAUAGAUGGCUAGCAAUGAGUCCGUACCUAGAUGCGAAGGGUUUGAUAAGAGUAGGAGGCAGAUUGAGAAACGCCAACAUCAAAUACUCAGAGAAACAUCCUUUGAUUUUGCCCAAACAUCAUCAUGUCGUAGAUUUGUUGAUACGUCACGAACACCUAAGGACAUAUCAUGCUGGUGCUCAAACGACUUUAUAUUCAUUACGGAGGAACUACUGGAUUCUUGAUGCUCGUCAACGUGUUAGAUACCUUAUUCGUAAUUGCACGCAAUGCAUCAGAGCCAAACCACCCCCUACUGACUAUAUUAUGGGUAAUUUACCUGCAGCCCGAGUAACAGAGGCUCGACCAUUUUUGAAUGUUGGUGUGGAUUAUUGUGGACCCUUUUACUUAAAGGAGAAAAAACACCGCAACCGCAAUAAAAUAAAGGUCUGGGUCUCUGUCUUUGUAUGCUUCGUGGUCAAAGCAGUACACCUAGAGGUAGAAAGCGACCUGACAACGGAAGGAUUCAUAGCAGCAUUUAAACGUUUCACAUCAAGGCGAGGAAAGCCAAUGAAUGUGUACUCCGAUAAUGGAAAAAACUUUGUGGGUGCGGCAAAUGAAAUCAAGGAGCUAUAUUCAUUCCUGCAAUCCGAAACCCACAAUGAAAUCAUGCACAGACGUUUGGCAAAUGAUGGCAUUGAGUGGCAUUUUAUCCCACCCAGAGCACCACACGUGGGUGGUCUAUGGGAAGCCUGUGUCAAAUCGUUCAAGCAUCAUCUAUAUCGGAUCACAGAUUGUCUUGUAACAUUUGAAGAAUUUAACACCUUAGUAAUUGAAAUAGAAUCAAUCCUGAACUCUCGUCCACUAACCCCCAUGUCCUCUGAUCCUCAUGAUCCAACUGCAUUGUCCCCUGCUCAUUUCUUAAUAGGCGAUUCAUUGACUAGCAUACCCGAAACCGAUUUCACUGAAAUUUCAAACAACCGUUUAUCCUCAUGGGAGGUCAUCCAAAGGAAGAAACAGGAGUUUUGGAAACGUUGGUAUAAGGAAUACCUUAAUGAACAGAACCGUAAGAACAAGUGGACCCAUGGGCAGCACAACAUUCGAGAGGGAACAUUGGUGAUACUACGAGAGGACAAUGUACCCCCUAAGCAAUGGAUCUUAGGGCGAGUCAUCAAGGUUUUUCCAGGAAGUGAUGGUGUAACACGAACUGUGAGAGUAAAAACCACCACAGGUGAAUUCGAUCGUAAUGUGCGUAAACUGACUGCGCUCCUCACCGAAGAUGAAGACUCAAAUUUAGUGAAUUCAAUUGUAAACAUUCAUAGUCCUGUAAGUCCAUUUCCCAAUUCUUGCUUCGUAGAUAUGAGUAGAGUCAGUAAGAAACUAACAUUAAAAAGGACAAGACCUAGCUCUGUCUUCAAAUUUUCUGCCACUAACAAGACCCGUCGCUCUGCUAUGAAAAGUGCGUCACUUCAGUUAAUUUAUCCCGCCCAAAACUGUGAUGGUUCACGUCCCGUCGCAGUCAUCCAAUUAACCGCCGUUCCAGCCAACAGGAAUAAUUCGGGACUUACUACCCCGAAAAGAAUCGAGUCGUCGAACAGAUCGCGGAGGGAAAUUUAUAAGAAGAGUAGUAGGAUUCCUCCAGUGAGGAAUCAAGUUUAUGGCUUAAUGGCGGUGGGGCCUGUCCCACUGUAG